UUAUUGAAGAAUUUCUCCAUUUGUUUAACCGGUACUCUUCUUUCCCAACAUAUGAUAAGAACAUAAAACUCAAGACACAGAUAAGAGAGAUCUCUAACAAAUGCAUGCAACAGCCAUUGAUGACGCGAAACAAGUACUCGGUGUUAACUCUAAAACAUUUUACCACUGACAAAAGCAGUGGGUAGCUCCGCAAUGCAGAUCAAACCAUGUAUUGAUGACAGGAGUGAACAGUACACAAGAGUCUUGCCCGAUGAAUUCUCUCUUUUAUCUUUUUUUUUUAGCUUUCUUUUUGUCGUUUUUCCUUUUCGUUUCCCUCUUUCCUUCCGUGUCUGGGAGUAUUUGGUCGGCGGGUCCAUUGCGAUUCUAGACUUGCUUUUGCCAUUUUGUAUGUUGUUUUUUUUUUCUCUUUCCGUCAAAGCGUAAUCGUUGCGCUUUAUUUUGAAAAAUCGAUUG
Molecule: messenger RNA, 453 nt
Organism: Paecilomyces variotii
Lineage: Eukaryota; Fungi; Ascomycota; Eurotiomycetes; Eurotiales; Thermoascaceae
Exons: 1
Coding region: 193-423 (76 amino acids)
Source: RefSeq, a predicted model, not a curated record